AUGACCGGUCUUCAAUUUUCCGUCAUCCGAGUUAUCUUCAUACUGACGCAGCUUUCCAAAGUGACCACGACGAAUUGUGGGAGAGAAUCGUCUAUCCAUGGCAUGAUGCUUCGCGGUCACACAUUCAAGACUCUUGAGGCUAAGAGCCUCUCAGAAUGCGUGCAGGAAUGCAACGAAGACGACAAAUGCCAAAGCUUAAACCUUGUCUUAUUAAAGGACAUUUGUGAGUUGAAUAAACGAACAAAGGAGGCUAGGCCAGAGGACUUUGUCACAAAUAAAGAAUGCCUUUACGUGAGACGAUGGAAAAAGAGAGGUAACUAAUAACAGAUUUCGCAAAUCUGGGACAUACGUGUUUAUUGUGCGAAAUGAUUUCGGAUUCGGAGAUAAAUUCGAGUCACGAAAUUCUUUUGCAACAGAUGGUUCGACAACAUGCAGUUUUUCCUUUUUUCCUCUUAUUUUUUUUUAUUUUCCCUCUAGUUCCUCUGGGUUCUAUCCCUGAGUUACCCGCAGAAUCUUGUGCAGAGAUAAAACGAAGUGAAGGAGCAGCUAUGAGAAGCGGUGGAUUCUGGAUACAAUCGUCUGUUAAUUCAGGAAAAGCGAGUUUGGUAAAUUGUGAUGUCGGCGAAUCAAAAGGUGAGUACUUGUCUAAGCUGCCGCUGUAAACUGCACACACUUUCUCUCCCACUCUAUGGCAGAAACUUGUAAUCACCGGAAGCGUCCACUUUGUAACUGCCAAAAUUUUUUCAACGUGCAAAUUCUCCUCACGAGUUGAAUACACUAUCUGGAAAGCGGAUGAUAAUCAUCACUUGUUCUACAUCACUUAUUGUCGUUAAUAAAGUCGCCGAUGAAAGAGAUAUGAUAUUUUCGACAUUCAAUUUUUACCUGGUUUACUUCAAAAUUGAUGGAUAAAAAUUUUCUUUCAUUGACCUUCAGUAAUGACUUCUUGAUCUCUCAGGGUAGUGUCCAGUUCAGCGUUAGGGUCAUUUUACGACACAUUCCAUUACUGCUCUAUUUUUUUAAGCUUCACCCACAAUUUUGCCGUUUUGUCGUCUCAGAUAUCGAUGAAUGCAAAAGUAGAUCUUUACAUGGUUGUCAUAGUGAUGCUGUGUGUCAUAAUACCGUGGGCUCAUACAAAUGUACCUGUAAAGAGGGAUUCUUUGGAAAUGGAAAAACAAGUUGCUCACCAGUAGGUAGGUAUAUGAUUUGAAAAAGCCAUAAAAUAAAAGAAAAAGGGCAUGCAUUUUUUCGGAAUGAAAUUACGAAUUUGGGCCGCUAAGUUAGAGUAAAUAAGUCAGAGACCUGUCGUUAUUUGUCACCUAGGGGGGAGGGGGGGGCGUGGGUGGACCACAUGGUUUUCAUGGGGAAUGGAGCGGGGAUAAAUCUUAAUGGCUUCUUUAUAUGUUUUGAAAGUCUCUGAGAGAAAACGUCCUGCAUCAAUUUUAGCCAGGAAAAGUCACCGAGCAAUCUUAAAACACCUUGAAAGGGCUUUUACAUCUUUUCUUUUAAUUCCGUUGGCUUAAAUUUAGGCUGUGUUGGGUACAAGUGGUUCACAGAGACGGAUAGACGCCGUUCUUUUCCUGCGUAUGAAAUCAAGUGCGACCGUCUAAAAGAGAGAUCGUGGUACCGAUUCAGCGAGGAGUCUGGAACUAAGAUGGCGACAACGUGUGUUCCUCGUUACAGAUGCAAUACACAUGCGCCAAGCUGGCUGAACGGGCUACAUCCCGAAGAACAUGAAGGGAUUGUGACCAGACAAGUGUGUUUCCACUGGUCAAAUCAUUGCUGUCAUUUUACAACUAUUAUCAGGGUCAGGAAUUGUGGUUCCUUUUACACCUACGAGCUUGGUCCUAUAAAUUUAUGUCAUAUUCGCUAUUGCGGUGAAUGA
This is a messenger RNA of Pocillopora meandrina, 1882 nucleotides long. Lineage: Eukaryota; Metazoa; Cnidaria; Anthozoa; Scleractinia; Pocilloporidae. The record is from the annotation of a GenBank genome assembly.